Molecule: messenger RNA, 1741 nt
Organism: Solanum verrucosum
Lineage: Eukaryota; Viridiplantae; Streptophyta; Magnoliopsida; Solanales; Solanaceae
Product: protein ALP1-like
Exons: 1
Coding region: 63-1583 (506 amino acids)
Source: RefSeq, a predicted model, not a curated record
UCCAAAUUCAUUCAUUCAUUCUCUCUUCAUAUUUUUGAGUUCCAAUUUCAAUAUUUUGUUUAAUGGAAAUUUCUUCUUUCCUAUUUCCCAAUCAGGAAGAUUAUCCUUCUCCUAAUUUCUUCAGUUUUUUUCAAGAUUUUGACUUCCCUGCUACUACUGAUACUACUGCUGCUGCUGCUGCUCCGAUUGCUGCUGAACCGCUUCCUAAGAAGCGAAGAGUUGAUGAUUUUGAUUUUGAUUUGGAACAAGUUGUUGAACAGGGCUCUUUGAAGAGUGUUGAGGAUAUUUUGAACAAAUUUUUGGGAUUCGAUAAGGAAGAAGACAAAACGGAGCUUAAAUUGGAUUGGUCAUCUCAGGAGCAAUUUGCAAAUCAAUCUGUUUUUGACUUUUCGAAUCAACAAUCCGGGUUAAUAAUGAAUGAGAAAGUGAAGCCAAUGGCGGGUACUAAUAACAAAAGGUCUCGUCAGAAUUCUGCUGAAUUCAUUUCAACUUCGGAGGAGGAAUCUCAGCCUCAACAGCAAAGGAGGUUAUGGGUGAAAGACAGGUCUAAAGCGUGGUGGGAGCAGUGUAAUAGCCCUGAUUUUCCAGAAGAGGAGUUUAAGAAAGCGUUUAGGAUGACCAGAGCAACUUUUGAUAUGAUCUGUGAAGAAUUGGAAUCUGUAGUCACUAAAAAGGACACAAUGCUUCGUCAAGCGAUUCCAGUUCGCCAACGUGUUGCUGUCUGCAUUUGGAGAUUGGCUACAGGGGAGCCACUUCGUGAAGUUUCAAAGCGUUUUGGCCUAGGCAUAUCUACUUGUCAUAAGCUUGUUCUAGAGGUUUGCACCGCGAUUAAAGGCGUUCUGAUGCCGAAAUUCGUGCAAUGGCCUAAUGAUGAUUACAAGAUGAACGAGAUCAAACAUGAAUUCCAGAUGUUAUCCGGGAUGCCAAAUGUAGGUGGAUCUAUUUACACAACACAUGUUCCAAUAAUUGCCCCAAAAGUAAGUGUAGCUGCUUAUUUCAACAAAAGGCAUACAGAGAGGAAUCAGAAAACUUCAUACUCCGUUACAGUUCAAGGUGUUGUUGAUCCAAAAGGGGUUUUCACAGAUGUUUGUAUUGGUUGGCCUGGUUCGAUGUCUGAUGACAAAGUAUUGGAAAAAUCAGCUUUGUAUCAGAGAGCAAACAGGGGACAGCUGAAGGAUACUUGGGUUGUAGGAAAUUCAGGAUAUCCAUUAAUGGAUUGGGUAUUAGCUCCUUACACACGCCAAAAUCUUACUUGGACUCAACAUGCUUUCAAUGAAAAAGUAGGGGAAGUCCAGAAGGUUGCUAAAGAGGCGUUUAUGCGAAUGAAAGCAAGGUGGGGCUGCUUACGAAAGAGAACAGAAGUGAAGCUUCAAGAUUUGCCUGUGGUUUUGGGGGCUUGCUGUGUAUUGCAUAAUAUUUGCGAGAUGAGAGGUGAACAACUGAAUCCAGAACUCAGAUUUGAUCUUUUCGAUGAUGAAAUGGUUCCAGAAAAUAUAGUGAGGUCAAUGAAUGCUGUGCAAGCUAGGGAUCAGAUUGCUCACCAACUCUUGCAUCAAAAUCAUGCAGGCACCAAUUUCCUUUAACAAACAAUUGUAUGUUCUAAUUUUCUCUAUAAGAUAGUAUAGGGAGCAGGGAGUGAUUUUAUUUCCAUGACCAUAUGAUGUCAUGUUAUAGAAUAAUAGUUAAGCACAAUACAAAAAUUUUUGGAUAUCAAAUGGAAACUUCCAUUGUUGUUACAUAA